UAAAAGUAGGUAGAACAGCAUAAGUGAUGCUAUAUCUUACAGUAUGUAGAGUGAUGGACGGUAUGUAAAUAUUAUAAAUAUGUAUGCUCAGAGAAGUGGUCAGACAUAAUGAGCAUUCUGACGUUAACGUGUGUAACUGUGGUUAAGCGGGUGCUCUGGCUGUUCAUUUACCUUCGUCCUGUCUCUAGAUGGGGCCCUCUGCAAAAACGUCACUGCCCUUCUGCGUGUGAGUGCGCGCGUGCGUCCGCUUCACUUUUCCAAUCUCGCUUCUUUUCAGCGCGAGGACAGCGGACACUCCGGGAUCAAUCGCUGUGACGGCGCCGCGCGCGGCUCGUCUCUGUCGGACCGUGCUUUAUUGUUUUGUCCUCUGAACCCGCAUCUGGUCCGCACCUUCAGGUCCGAGUCCUCCGCGACCUGGGAAGUGCCGCUGUCUCCGUGGGCCCGGCUGCUGACCUGGAAAACAACGAGGGCAGAAGCUCCAGCAGGAGAAGAAGAAGAAGAAGAAGAAGCUGUGCUCCUGGAACUGGAUGAAACUACCAUCUUUAUUAUUCCUGAUACUUUCCUGUGAGUGAAAAGUGAAGAGUGAAGAGUGAGCUAUGAGCACAUUCCUGAGGAGCUGGAUCUGGAUGCUUUUCUUGUCUCCUAACCUGAGAUGUGACGCUGAUCCAGGUCCUGAUACAGAUGGUCUGGCUGAAGCUCAAAGUGGUGCUGCACCUACAGCUGAAGGUUAUUUCCUGGAGUUCCAGGGGCCAGUCAACAACAUCACCCACUUCCAGGGCCAGACAGCCACGCUGCACUGCAGAGUGACGGGAAACCCUCGACCCUCCAUCCGCUGGCUGAAGAACGAUGCCCCUGUGGUCCAGGAGCAGGGACGCAUAACCAUCCGCAAGACGGAGGCGGGGUCAAAGCUCCGCAUCCAGGACCUGGACACCACAGACACUGGCUACUAUCAGUGUGUCGCCUCCAACUCGCUCAAGGUCAUCUCUGCCACAGGCGUCCUGUAUGUUAAACUAGGACAGGUGCCCACACAUGGCCCAGAUCAACCGUCACGUGAGAAAGGUUUCUGCCAGCCAUACCGAGGCAUCGCCUGCGCUCGCUUCAUUGGCAACCAGAGCAUCUACGUGGAGUCGCUGCAGAUGCAGGGGGAGAGUGAAAACCGCAUCACAGCUGCUUUCACCAUGAUUGGCACCUCCACCCAUCUGUCAGAUCAGUGCUCCAGGUUUGCCAUCCCGUCCUUCUGCUACUACGUCUUCCCUCUGUGUGACGAGGGCUCUAGGGGCCCUCGGCAGCGUCAGCUCUGUCGAGACGAGUGCGAGGCCCUGGAGAACGACCUGUGCCACGCCGAGUACACCAUCGCCCGCACCAAUCCCAUGAUCCUCAUGCAGCUGAAGCUCCCCAGCUGCCACCUACUGCCACGGCCCGGCACACCUGACGCUGCUUCCUGUAUGAGGAUAGGAGUGCCACAGGAAAAACUAGGUCCAUAUUCCCCCACAGAUGACAUCUGCUACAAUGGAAGUGGGGCUGACUACAGGGGCACAGUCAGCAUCACGAAAUCCGGUCACCACUGCCAGAGAUGGAGCACUCAGUACCCUCACGCUCACCAUCUGUCCCAGGAUUACCCCGAGCUCUGGUCAAGUCACAACUUCUGUCGCAACCCAGGAGGCCAGAUGCAGGCGCCUUGGUGUUUUACCCAGGACCCUCAGGUCAGGGUGGACCUGUGUGACAUCCAGCCCUGCAGGCCUCCAGACAACCCCAGGAAGGAGAUCCUGUUCAUUCUAAUCCCCGCCAUCGCCAUCCCACUGGUCAUCGCUUGCCUCUUCUUCCUGGUGUGUAUGUGUCGCAAUAAGCAAAAGGCUUCGACUGACACACCACCUCACUGCCAGCUCAGCAGCUCACCCAGCCAGGACAUGGAGCUGUCUCUGCUCAGUCAGCAGAAACACCAGGGGAAGCUGCGGGAGAUCAACAUGUCGGCGGUACGCUUCAUGGAGGAGCUUGGUGAGGAUCGUUUUGGCAAGGUUUACAAGGGCCACCUGUACGGCACCACACCUGGUGAGCAGAGCCAGGUGGUAGCCAUCAAGACUUUAAAAGACAAGGUCGACACCGCUCUCUGUGAGGAGUUCCGCCAUGAAGCCAUGCUCCGCUUCCACUUACAGCACCAGAACAUAGUUUGUCUGCUGGGUGUGGUCACCAAAGAGCAGCCAAUGAGCAUGAUAUUCACCUACUCCAGCCUGGGUGACCUGCACGAGUAUCUGGUGAUGCGCUCCCCCAACUCAGAUGUGGGCAGCUCAGAUGAUGACAAGACAGUCAAGUCCACUCUGGAGCAGGCUGACUUUCUUCAUGUCAUCACCCAGAUCGCUGCUGGAAUGGAGUACCUCUCCAGCCAGCAAGUCGUUCACAAAGACCUCGCUGCCCGGAACAUUCUAGUCUUCGACAAACUCAGUAUCAAGAUCUUGGAUCUGGGCCUGUUCCGAGACGUCUACUCUGCUGAUUACUACAAUCUCAUGGGCACAAGCUCUUUCCCCAUUCGCUGGAUGUCCCCAGAAGCAAUAAUGUACGGCAAGUUCUCCACAGAAUCCGACAUCUGGUCAUAUGGUGUGCUGCUGUGGGAGACUUUCAGUUAUGGGCUGCAGCCGUAUUGCGGCUACUCUAACCAGGACGUGAUCGAGAUGGUCCACAGCCACCAGCUGCUGUCCUGUCCAGACGACUGCCCGGCCUGGAUUUACACCCUCAUGCUGGAGUGUUGGAGUGAGUUCCCAGCAAGAAGGCCUCGCUUCAAGGACAUCCACACACGUCUGCGCACCUGGGAGAGUCUGUCCAACUGUAACAGCUCUGCUCAGACGUCUGGCACCAGCAACACAACCCAGACCAGUUCUCUCAGCACCAGCCCUGUGAGCAACAUCAGCAUGAGCACAGCGAACGCAUCACGCUACACCAGCCCUAAAAAGAGCCUGCCUUUCCAUCAGCCCCAGUUCAUGGCCAUGAAGGGUCAAAUGCAUCGGCCCAUGGUUCCCCCACAGCUCUACAUCCCCGUCAACGGGUAUCACCCCAUGUCACCUUACCCCUACCUGCAGAACUUUUACCCCAUGCAAAUACCCAUGGCCAUGCCCCACCAGCAGAUGCACCACCCACCACAAAUGGUUACCAAAGCUAGUUCUCACCAUAGUGGCAGUGGAUCCACAUCUACAGAUUAUGUCACCUCUGCUCCUUCCAGUGCCUCUAUCACAGAGCGAGCAGCUUUACUAAGUGAGAACUCCAAGACCAAUGAUGAGGACUUAGCCGACGGGGCAUCCCAGAAGGAGCUGGACCGGAAUGAGGACUUGUCAGUGCCUGAAACAGAAUUGUUAGGUGACAAUGACCCUCCGCAGACUGAUGAACUGGCGGUCAACCUGUCAGACACAUAAGUGUGUUGCUGUCUGACGGACAGCAGAGCUGAAAUAUUCUGUGAGCUGUGCUUGCUUGCCAAAAAUUCAGUGAGCAGCAUAAAGUAAAAGUGACUGAAUGUUUUCUAUGAGUUUUUUAGCUAUUACUGACACAUUUGAAUGUCAAGUGUGUCUCAUGUUUGUACCUCUCACACGCCUGUGUCUUGCCCCCACCACCCACCCUCCCACUUCAGAUGACACGCACCUCUUUACAGGCACCACAACCUACCAGAAGGAAUUACUAGUUCAGCAGAAAGUGAGGCUACGUCCACACUACUACUACGUUUCCUCCUGCCGUCCACACCGCUCCAAAUUUUUCAGCCCCUGAAACAGAAACUUUCAGAAACUCUGCUGAACCUGUUUUAUUUUGAAAGCUCUGGGGUUGUGUUCUAUCUGGACCUUUGGAAACAAUGAUAUAAACACCCACGGUCUCUCCUGAUUGGCUCUCAUCAGCUUGGACUUCCAGUGGUGAAUACAACAUGAUAAUGAAUUACAGUGUUACUGUAAUUGUUAUUUUUGCUAGCAGCUGUUGUUCACUUACAUUCUGUAUUUUAACACCACGACUGUCUUUGCUGUUCCUCGUUCAGAGGAUUUUCUACAACUUAUCAACGGCAGAGUAGUUAAUCUGCUUCCUUUUUACACCGACUCGCACAUGCUCAGUGCACAUGAGCGGCCAUGUGAUAUGUGUUUUCAGGUGUGAUAGUCUGGACAGUUCAUUUCUGAUACGCAGCUAAAACACUCAUCUGGAUGAAGAUCAUUUUUGUUUUAAACCAUUGUUUUAAAAUGAAAACGUAGUAGUGUGGAUGUAGCGUGAUAUGAUCCCUCACCGUCUUCCCACCCACUUACAAUAACAGUUGUGUUUACCAAGCUGGAAGUGUUGCUGCCGGGACCCAGAAUCGAACCCAGGUUUUUGUAGUGGUGGAUAAAUGCUGAGCUUGAGCGAAUCUCCUUCACACCUUAAAGACAAUUUAAUGUUGUUUUUGAAGUUACUAUUUUAUGGUUUGUGAAACAAUCACAGAACAAUAGAAUGUAUGAUAAAUAAAAUAUUACAGGAAUUUUGAAAGUAACUUUGUUAACAGUUAAAUUCACUGAGAUGUAUUUUUGAACUCACAUCUAUUAAAAAAAAAAAAAGAAAAAAAAAAAAGGACAAAGUCUUAUUGAAUUUAUUUUUUGAAGCCAUUGACAUAUGUUUUAUUCCAUGUGACAUAUUUCCCCCCAGGCUGAUAUAUUUUACAUCAACUUUGAUAACCAAGUUGUACAGAUUUGUAAUUUUAUUUGUUUAUAGUUUUCAUUACUGGUGAAUAUUGCUAAGCCUAGUGUUAAUAUGAUGUUUGUUUGUUUGUGUCCACCACUUUUUUUUUUUGCUUCCCAUACAUUGUGUGCAUCCAUCUGUGGAGUAUCCAGUAAAGUCAUGUGAAUAAAAUGGUGUAUGUCGCCUUGGUAAGAGAAGAAUAUCACGUGCUGUUGCUGUCACUUUUUUAUUAUGUUUUGUCAUUAAAAGUACACUGUACAGUCAUUUAUUGUUGAUACUAAUAAAAGAAUCUAAGGAAUCAUAAACUAUCUUUCUGUUGGGUUU
Seriola aureovittata is the source of this 4995-nucleotide messenger RNA. RefSeq names its product receptor tyrosine kinase-like orphan receptor 2 (gene ror2). Gene Ontology annotation, cellular component: signaling receptor complex. Gene Ontology annotation, biological process: protein phosphorylation; multicellular organism development; cell surface receptor protein tyrosine kinase signaling pathway. The transcript is spliced from 9 exons. Lineage: Eukaryota; Metazoa; Chordata; Actinopteri; Carangiformes; Carangidae. The coding region runs from base 597 to 3401 and encodes 934 amino acids. Gene Ontology annotation, molecular function: ATP binding; transmembrane receptor protein tyrosine kinase activity; protein binding. The record is from RefSeq and is a predicted model, not a curated record.